AUGGAGGACGGAAUGAGAGCGCAGGACUCGCCCGUGGUGGAUAGCGAUGGUCAACAGGACAACCGGUCGACUAUCCGUCAAAUCUGGACGCACUCGUGGUUUCAAAUUCUGCUGAUCAGCUUUAUCUGUUUCUGCUGUCCUGGAAUGUACAAUGCCCUCACCGGGUUGGGAGGCUCUGGUCAGGUCAAUCAAACGGUGGCUGCAAAUGCCAACGUCGCGUUGCUCUCCGCAACCUCUGCAACCGCGCUGUUCGUGGUUGGGCCGAUCUUUGACCGUGUUGGCCCGCGAGUGUGUCUCCUACUGGGCGGGUGGGCCUAUCCCUUGUAUUCUGGAAGUCUCCUGUGCUUCAACUCUACUGCGAACGGUGCAUUCGUUAUCGCCGCCGGCGCCAUCCUGGGUAUCGGCGCGUCCUUCCUUUGGGUUGCCCAGGGUGCUAUCAUGACGACCUACGUGCCCGAAUCGCAGAAGGGACGCGCCAUCGCAGCGUUUUGGAUCAUCUUCAAUCUCGGUGGUGGUGUGGGAUCGCUCGCAAGCUUUGGAAGUAACUUUCACUCGACCAGUGGAACGGUGUCGAACGGAACCUAUAUCGCUUUGUUGGUGAUCAUGGCCAUUGGGUGGCUGCUGGGUGUGUUUAUUUGCCCGCCGUCCUACGUGCGAGUGGCCCAGCUCGAGGCCACGCCGGUGCCUGAGAAGAAUUGGCGCAAGACAUUGAGGCAAGCACUGCACACCAUCUCCAACUGGCGCGUGCUGUGCAUGCUGCCGCUGUUCUUCUCGGCCAACGUGUUCUACUCCUACCAGCAGAACGUGGUGAACGGCAUGACCUUCAACAUCCGCACUCGCUCGCUCAACGGUGCAUUGUACUGGAUUGCGCAGAUGGCGGGAGGUCUCGUCAUCGGCCUGAUCCUCGAUAUGCCCGGACUCAACCGCCGCAUGCGCGCCGUCGUUGCCUGGUGCCUCCUCUUUGCAACGGGCAUGGGAAUCUGGGGCGGAGGAUAUGCAUUCCAGAAGUGGUUUGAUCGUCGCACGGCAAUGGGUCUCAAGCAGGACGUUGACUAUACUGACAACAACGUCUCGGUCGGCCCCAUGUUCCUCUACAUCUUCUACGGCUGCUACGAUGCGUUCUGGCAGUCGUUCUGCUACUGGCUCGUGGGUGCGAGUUCCAACUCCCCCGCCGUGACGGCCAUUCUGGUCGGUGCGUACAAGACCUUCCAGGCCGCCGGUGGUGCCAUGGCGUGGCGCAUCAACGCGCUCGGAAAGCCUGCGAUGACGCAGUUUGCCAUGGAUUGGGGUCUCUGCAUGGGCGCCCUCGUGUUCGCCAUCCCCGCCGUUCUCACGGUCACGAUGACCAGCGAGUCGGAGUCCGAACCGGACGCGUUCGAGGGCACCGAGGUGCGCGACUCCGAUGAGAAGGUUCGGGUCGAAAUGAAGGCCUAG
This is a messenger RNA of Penicillium cinerascens, 1434 nucleotides long. Its product is annotated as putative MFS transporter. The transcript is spliced from 3 exons. Gene Ontology annotation, molecular function: transmembrane transporter activity. Bases 1 to 1434 code for a protein of 477 amino acids. The record is from RefSeq and is a predicted model, not a curated record. Gene Ontology annotation, biological process: transmembrane transport. NCBI's taxonomy places the organism in Eukaryota, Fungi, Ascomycota, Eurotiomycetes, Eurotiales, Aspergillaceae.